AUGUCCUUCCGUCGAGUGAAGUUGCGUCCACCUUCGCAGCAGACGCGCAUCGGUCUGCUGAUCCCUCCACCCCGACUGAACACGAGCACCCUCCAAUGGCCUCAGAGACGCACUUUCUUUGGCUUGGGAGAGAUCUUUGGCGUCCUCGCCAAUCCAGCAGAGACAGUGAGAUCGCUGACAGAAUCCAAAAAGCUGCUGGAAGAGGCGCGCAACGACAUGAAGGAACAGCAAGAGAGGGCCCAGAUACCGCCCAAACAUACCUUCUCUCCUCUGCCGGGCUUCUUCGAGCGGACCAACGAGAUUAAAGCUAUCGAACGAUGUUUGGCGAAAGUACCUAAUUUUACCGUCAUCUUUGGCUCGAGUUCUGUGGGCAAGACAGCGCUGCUCCGGCAAGUCCUCUCGCAGGACAAGUAUCACGUCCUUCACUUUGAUCUCCGCAUCGCCGGCUUUGCCGAUCUCGCGUCACUCUACAUGUCAUUUUCGGUUCAGAUGGAGCAGUGGUGCACCGGUGUUGCAGAGAAACUAGACGGCUAUCAGGACUAUGCCAAAGAAGGCCUAGCGUUCAAGCACGACAGACUGUCAGUAGAGCGGCGCGUAGAAGGCGGCGGGACAGUCAAGACAAGCGAUAUCGCCCACUUGAUGGAGCUCUUCCAGUCCGCUCUGCUCAAAUAUUGGGAGUACGAGCCACAGCUCAGCGAAGAGCAGCAGGAGCGGAGAGACGCGCAAUCUGCGGAAUCGCACAAGAAGCCCAAGACGCGCAAAGUCGAUGACGGAAAGCAGGAAACGCGCGACGACCGUCAGCCUGAGCAGCAAAAGGUGAUGCAGGUCGACAAAGACACCAAGAAGAUACCCGUCUUCUUUCUUGACGAGGCGCACAAGCUGCCUGCACUCAUCAAGUCAUCAGAGACGAUGAAAUGCUUCCUCGACUCCAUUCUGGUCCUCACGAAGCAAGAUCGACUCUGUCACGUCGUCCAUGCGACAUCAGAUUCGUUCUAUAUGCAUUGGCUGCGCCAGAUGAACGUCAUGCAGCACGCAAAGAUCAUGACGAUCGGGGACUGUACCAAGGAGGAAGCGAAGCGGUAUUACGAGACUGUCCUGCUGCCCGAUGUGCCUGCCGAGCUACAGUCUGGCCUCGAUUUUGAGAGCCAAUACGACGCCUUCGGCGGCAAGCUUGCACAUCAUCAGGAUUUUGUGGCAGACUAUCGAGACCUUGACGGCAAACUACGCAUCCGAGAUUGCUCGCAUUACGUUCAAGCGCAUUCCCUGCUGAACUUGCAGCUCAUCCAUUCCAUGCCAAAUCGAAGACCAUCAGCGGUAGACGGAGACGACCCGGAAAUCUCGAGCGGCCCGAUGGGCACGGGCUUUGAGAUCUAUUCCCCCCUGGCCAAUGCUGCUAGUUCGCCUCAUUCGACCUCUUCACCUUUCAUGGGCGCUGUACAGCCAGAGCAGAGCGAAAAUGACCCAGGGGCGCCCUUUUCUGCCGCCGAUUUGCUAGCGAUCAUGCAGAAGCUGAGCGAAUCGCGGCCGCCGGGGGCAGACCCACAAACAAAGCUACAAGGCAGCGCUGCCGCUUCAUCCUCACCCGACUCAGCUGCAUGGGAGGUCCCCUAUUUCCCGAUGUGUCGCAUACUCGGAGCGCGAGCGGUUGACGGCCUAGUCAUGGGCCGGAUUCUCGAACUUCGGUGGACAGGCACCAUUUCGCCAGAAGGAUCAUCUGCAGCCGUCAGAGGCAGCAACCCUGGCACUGUGCCCACAUUGCUUCCUACAACGCCAAUCGUUCGACUCGCCAUGCACGACAUUCUCACGGAACAGGCAGCUAAGAAGUGA
Messenger RNA from Mixia osmundae IAM 14324, 1827 nucleotides. RefSeq lists its product as uncharacterized. The record is from RefSeq and is a predicted model, not a curated record. NCBI's taxonomy places the organism in Eukaryota, Fungi, Basidiomycota, Mixiomycetes, Mixiales, Mixiaceae. The transcript has 3 exons. Bases 1 to 1827 code for a protein of 608 amino acids.